AGCCGCCGCCCGGCUGCGCGUAGAUGGAGCAAGCGGAGCCCGCGCAACGCGGGCAGCAGUAAGCGGCGAAACCGCCGGACCUCACAAACUCGCCAUGGAGGAAGAGAGUAUAAAGGAGGAGAAACCUCGUGGAGCACGGACUGCAGACAAGGCUGGCUGGAUCAAGAAGAGCAGUGGGGGGCUUCUGAGUUUGUGGAAAGACCGCUACUUGCUUCUCUGCCAAGCCCAGCUGCUGGUCUACGAGAAUGAGGAGGAGCAGAAAUGUGUAGAGACGGUGGAACUCGGGAGCUAUGAGAAAUGCCAGGACCUCCGUACUGUCCUCAAGCGGAAACACCGAUUUAUCCUGCUGCGAUCCCCAGGGAACAAGGUCAGUGACAUCAAAUUCCAGGCCUCCAGUGGGGAAGAAAAGGAAUCCUGGAUCAAAGCUCUCAAUGAAGGGAUCAACCGAGGCAAGAACAAGGCUUUUGAUGAGGUAAAAGUAGACAAGACCUGUGCCCUUGAGCAUGUGACACGGAACCGGGUACGUGGGGGCCAGCGGCGACGGCCACCAACAAGAAUCCACUUAAAGGAGGUAGCCAGUGCAGCUUCCGAUGGGCUUUCACGGCUGGACCUGGAUGUCCCAGACAGUGGACAGCCAGUGUUUGCUCCUCUCAGUGACAUCAGUGAAGACCAGCCCCAGGAGCCACCUCGGGCUCUCAUGCCUCCUGUCAAGCCUUCCCCAGUACCAGAGACCUCUGGAGCUGAGGACAGCCAGGAGACUCCUGCAGGAGAGAGAGCCCUAACCCCUCUCUCAGAAAGCUCUGAGGCCAAUUCUGAGAGCCAAGAGGAUGCAGAGACCCUAGCAAAGGAGGACAGUGACUUUAAGAGGCUCCCGGACAGCGCCUUGUCUGAGAAACUGAAGGUGAGCUGGGAGAACCCCAGCCCAGAGGAGCCUUCUGUUUCCGAGAGGGCACAGUUGUCCUCUUCGGAGACUCCAGAGGCCACCCCCAGGGAGAGCAAAAAGCCCCCUGCACCUCCUCCCAAGAUCCUGUCGGAGAAGAUGAAGACCUGUAUGGGUGGGAUGGGUGAUUCUGGUCCAUCCCAGCGUUCCGAGGGCCCUGAGACCACGUCUCCAGGCCCCACACAGGUGUCUGUGAAUGGCGUGGGUGAUGGUCCUGAGUCUGCCUCACAGGCCGUGGGCACCCCUGGACCUGCCCCAGAGGACGCAGCAGCAUCCCCAGAAGCGCCCUCCUGGGGCUUGCCGUCCCAGUUUCAUCCUCGCUCCUCUUCCCUUGGGGACCUACUCAGAGAAAGUCCUCAGCAUCCACGACUGCCCAAGGAAAAGUUGUACCGGGCCCAGCUGGAAGUGAAGGUGGCUUCGAAACAGACAGAGAAAUUGUUGAACCAGGUGCUGGGCAGUGAGCCGCCACCUGUGUGUGCCGAGUCAUUGCUCAGCCAGGCUGUGGAGCAACUGAGGCAGGCCACCCAGGUCCUGCAGGAAAUGAGGGAUUUGGAAGAGCUGAACCAAGAAAGCCCUGGGCUAGUGCAGAAACGGAAGGAGCUGGUGACCCUCUACAGGAGAAGUGCACCCUAGGCCUGCCAAGCCCCAGGCACAAACUCACCUACCCCCCAAGUACCCUCAUCUGUCACUGCCCAACCUUGUUAUGAAAUGAGCUACAGCUCAAGUUGUAGAUGCACCACUGGGUACAUCGAGUUUGGCCAGGACUUGGUGCUCCUGAUAUCUUUUCUACUCUGCCCCGGCCUGGGGCUACCUCUCCGGCUCCCUGUUCUGGCCUCUUCUCUAGGCUCUGGGCAUGGGAUGGAGCAUAGUCCUGUGGCCUAUGUGGUUGUUGCAGACUGCCCCAGGGCUCUGGCACUGCGCUUGGAGUUUCCAGGAUGGCACGAAUCUGUUCUCACCCCCGACAGUUUAUAUUCCUGACUUCCAGGUGGAGCAUGGCUGAGCUGCCCGAGGUGCCCAUCUUCUGGUCUUCAGGUGGCUUCGGCUUCCCUCCAGCCAUGCCUACGUAUGAGUAGCUGUCGGGGCCUUGGGUCCAGGCUGUAGUGAAAUGUGAAAUCUAUCAGCUGAGUGAAAUGUGGCCUUUAGCUGGAGCCUAAAGACGGAUAAGGGUCUGGAUGAAGGAGCUAUUUACUCUGGUUUGUUUUCCUCUCUGCAAACCGAGAGACUUCUCUGCAGCAUCCCCACCCUUUGGAGAGCUGUGAGUAGAUCAGCUCAGAUCUCAAGGCUUCCAAGGGGGAAGAGGAACUCAGGCUUUCUGGUACAGUCUCUGCUCCUGGGCCAGCUUCUGUCCAGCCUUGCAC
Rattus rattus (black rat) is the source of this 2298-nucleotide messenger RNA. It is a transcript of the gene Plekho2, whose product is annotated as pleckstrin homology domain containing O2. The coding region runs from base 95 to 1573 and encodes 492 amino acids. Lineage: Eukaryota; Metazoa; Chordata; Mammalia; Rodentia; Muridae. Gene Ontology annotation, biological process: macrophage apoptotic process. The record is from RefSeq and is a predicted model, not a curated record. The transcript is spliced from 6 exons.